Messenger RNA from Dermacentor andersoni, 1386 nucleotides. RefSeq lists its product as uncharacterized. The record is from RefSeq and is a predicted model, not a curated record. NCBI's taxonomy places the organism in Eukaryota, Metazoa, Arthropoda, Arachnida, Ixodida, Ixodidae.
CGUGCCGCUUGUGUCCCUCCUUACGACGUCGUACGUUAACGCAUUGUCAGCCCUUCCCGGCGCGCACCUUUACACUUUCCUUUCUUAAGCCUUCUCAGCUCCGCCGCACUACACUUUCCUCCUCUCCACUCCGGGGCACAUUCUUCCCAUUCCGUUGUCCUGUGCACUUCUGUCGUCCACUCAGAGUGACCAUGAGAUGCCGCGAAAGCGCCAAAAAGAAAAAGAAAAAAAGACUACUGCUUUACAAACGGUCUACGUAGCCGAAGCUCUAUGUUUUAUCAACAUAAUCUGCCCAGCAGUGUCGAUAAUGCUGCCAUCAGGUCUGGUCAAAACUACGCGCAGUGGCACACAGCGUGCGUCUCAAGCACAGAACGCAUCGAGUGGAAAAGCACGACGUCGGUGGCGAGCCUCCUGUCAAGAACGAUGGGCUUGUGCUGCUGGCUCUUGGUGCUCACUGCAGCAGCAAGUGUGCUGGCUAUGAACCCACUUACCGAGUUCCUCAACGAACAAGUGGACUACGUGCUCCAGAGCGGCGAACUGUGCAAGUUCUCGGAGAAAGACGGUGCCUGCGACGACCAUAUCGGCUCCAUCAACAUGUGGAGUGAUGCUGAGUGGUGCUGCUGUCCCCAGUUCUACGAAGGCUACGUCACCAAUCUGGACCAUGGCAUUCGGCGCACGGGCGACUGCGCCUUCGAUCCGCACAACACCAGCAUGGCCGUGUGCGAGCUGAGCUUCGCUAACGUCGAACUGCACUACCGCUGGCUCUUGCUGAGGAGAAAUCCCAUGAUGGAGGGGAACGUGCAUUUGGCGCAUCCAGACGAACUCGUCGACGCGGGAAACUUGACGGUCACGCUGGCCGAAGGAUCGGGACUGCUGUUGCUGGAGGAGGAUGUCAGCGAAGUUCCCUGGCAGCGUCCGACCUCGUCAAAGGUGUUGAAUGCAUCUGGGUAUCUUCGUGGGCAGACCGUACAGUCUUGUCAGAGCAUGGUGGUACACUUCCCUGAUGUCAGAUAUCAUCUGCUCCGGACGGCAUGCACUAUCACGCUACAUCGUUCGAUACGGACACGAUCAAGAUUGGCAAGCUGGUAUUCAACAACUCCACAAUCAGCUGUGAUGGAGAAGUGGUCGACACAAACGAGAAGGUGUUUCGGGUCGAACUUCAAAAAGCGCUGGCUGAACGGAUCGAAGAAUAUGUCAGCGGUGACGGGUUCCUCGACACCUUCAACGAAGCGCUCGAGCUGGUGCAGUAGUUAACGCGGGAACAUGGUCGCCCACUUAACGGGGGCUUUGCAUUCUUGUACGCUGUGUUUCAUACGCUUUAAUGAUGUUGCUUGCAACGCCCUCCAGCUGGGACGAAUAAAUUCAGUGGCUCGCGCUUUGUCUUCA